Telopea speciosissima is the source of this 1587-nucleotide messenger RNA. RefSeq names its product cytochrome P450 94A2-like. Gene Ontology annotation, molecular function: monooxygenase activity; heme binding; oxidoreductase activity, acting on paired donors, with incorporation or reduction of molecular oxygen. Lineage: Eukaryota; Viridiplantae; Streptophyta; Magnoliopsida; Proteales; Proteaceae. The coding region runs from base 1 to 1587 and encodes 528 amino acids. The record is from RefSeq and is a predicted model, not a curated record. The transcript has a single exon.
AUGUUUCAAAUCGAAUUCCUAGCCACUUUUCUCCUCUUCAGCCUCUCAUUCUUCUUCAUCAUCAAGACAUGUCUCUCUUAUAACACAAACAACAAAAAACCAACUUCAUCUCCCUCAGUGAAACUGCCAAUAAGGUCCUACCCAGUGCUCGGUUCCAUACUCACUCUAAUAGCCAAUCGAGAUCGAAUCAACCAGUGGUUUGUAGAGCUUUUUCAUCAACACGCACCCAUUAAUGGAACCAUUACCCUUGACCUCUCUCUUGGCCGUCGCCAAGUCAUAACCACUAAUCCAGCUAACGUCGAACACAUCCUCAAAACCCACUUCUACCUCUACCCUAAAGGUGACUUCUUUAGAGACACUCUUUGGAAUUUCCUUGGUGAUGGCAUAUUCAAUGUUGAUGGUGAGAAUUGGAAGUUUCAAAGACAACUUUUCAGCCAUGAGUUCAACACCAAAUCACUUCGUAAGUUUGUAGAAACAGUUGUUAAUGAUGAACUCUCCGGCCGCCUCCUUCCUCUACUCUCCGCCGCCGCCGCUGCGAAAAAUACGGUGUUUGAUCUCCAAGACAUCCUUCAAAGGUUCACAUUUGAUAACAUCUGCAAGAUUUCUUUUGGGUUCGACCCAAAAUUCCUGUCUCCUUCAUUUCCACAACCAAAAUCAGAAUUCGCUGAGGCUUUCGAAGAAGCUACACGAUUGAGUAGUGAACGGUUCACUUCAAUCUUUCCUCUAAUGUGGAAGCUAAAACGGGCACUUAAUAUUGGUUCCGAAAGAAAGCUACGGGUAGCGAUUUCGCAAGUUCGUGAAUUUGCAACAAAUAUCGUCAAAGAAAAGAGAAGAGAAUUGGAAGAGAAAUCUUCAUUAAAAACAGAAGAUCUCCUUUCAAGAAUCUUGAAUUCCGGCCAUGUAGAUGAAGGUUUUGUUACAGAUACGGUUAUCAGUUUUAUCUUAGCUGGUCGGGAUACUACAUCGGCGGCCUUGACAUGGUUCUUCUGGUUAGUUUCUUGCAAUUCUAAAGUAGAAGAAGAGAUAUUGAAGGAGAUAAUGGAAUAUAAUAAGUCAGAAAGUCUUGGUUAUGAUAAGGUGAAGGACAGUGUAUAUACACAUGCAUCACUGUUUGAGAGCAUGAGAUUGUAUCCUCCUAUACCAAGCGAUACUAAGUUUGCAGUAAAGGACGAUGUGUUGCCGGAUGGGACAGUUGUGAAGAAAGGAAUGGGAGUAACUUAUCAUCCUUAUGGGAUGGGGAGGAUGGAAGUGUUGUGGGGUAAAAACUGGUCAGAGUUUAGGCCAGAGAGGUGGUUGGAGGAGAGGGAGGAUAGAAUAAGAAAAUGGAUGUUUGUGGGGAGGGACCCAUACACAUACCCAGUGUUCCAAGCUGGGCCAAGAGUGUGUUUGGGGAAGGAAAUGGCUUUCUUGCAGAUGAAGAGUAUAGUUGCUGGGAUGAUGCGAGAGUAUCAAAUGGUACCGGCGGAGAAGGGGUUUGAGCCGGUCUUUGCUUCUUACCUGACCUCCAAAAUGAAGGGAGGGUUUCAUGUCACAAUUAAGAAGAGAAGCGUAUGCAGUGGCCAGUCAGUCAAUUCAGAUUCUCUAUGA